Messenger RNA from Rattus rattus (black rat), 2539 nucleotides. RefSeq names its product solute carrier family 14 member 1 (Kidd blood group) (gene Slc14a1). Gene Ontology annotation, biological process: urea transmembrane transport. The transcript has 10 exons. Lineage: Eukaryota; Metazoa; Chordata; Mammalia; Rodentia; Muridae. Gene Ontology annotation, molecular function: urea transmembrane transporter activity. Bases 215 to 1537 code for a protein of 440 amino acids. The record is from RefSeq and is a predicted model, not a curated record. Gene Ontology annotation, cellular component: membrane.
CACAGACCUGAAGAGCAGAGCGUGGGUAUAAAAGGGUGAGGUGCCUCUUCUGCACCACCUCUCCAGGGCACUGCACCUCCUAAGAGAGCCUGGCUGCCCUUUAUCAGACACUGCCUUCUGCCACCGGGAAGCCCGCUGGAGGUCUGGCUUUUCCUGUGCUCCCCAGAGCCAGGACACCUGCUGAUUCACGUCUGUCGUGUAUGGAGAAGGAAAGAUGAACGGACAGUCUUUGAGUGGUGGCACUGAUGACGCCCAUCAUGAUCCUCUUUGGAUAGACCCUUUUGGAAAUAGAGCCGGUAAGGCAGCGCCAGGAGGCUUCAGACGGCUAAACUUGUUCCUGGCACAAAGGGGGCAAGAACAGGUGCCAGAGGAAGAAAUGGCCAUGGAAGAUAUUCCCACCAUGGUUAAAGUAGACCGGAGUGAAAGCCAGAUUUUAUCCUGCCGGGGGAGAAGGUGUGGCCUCAAAGUACUUGGCUAUGUCACGGGAGAUAUGAAGGAAUUCGCCAACUGGCUUAAAGACAAGCCUGUGGUGCUCCAGUUCAUGGACUGGAUACUUCGUGGCAUAUCCCAGGUGGUGUUUGUCAGCAAUCCCAUCAGUGGAAUCCUGAUUCUGGUGGGACUUCUGGUCCAGAACCCCUGGUGGGCGCUCUGUGGCUGUGUAGGAACCGUGGUCUCCACUCUGACAGCCCUCUUGCUUAGCCAAGACAGAUCAGCGAUAGCAGCCGGUCUCCAGGGUUACAAUGCCACCCUGGUGGGAAUACUCAUGGCCGUCUUCUCAGACAAGGGCGACUACUUCUGGUGGUUGAUAUUCCCUGUAUCUGCUAUGUCUAUGACUUGCCCGGUUUUCUCGAGUGCGUUGAGCUCCGUGUUCAGCAAGUGGGACCUGCCCGUCUUCACUCUUCCUUUCAACAUGGCUUUGUCCCUGUACCUUUCAGCCACAGGACACUACAAUACGUUUUUCCCAAGUAAACUCUUCAUGCCUGUCAGCUCCGUGCCCAACAUCACGUGGUCCGAGCUCAGCGCCCUGGAGCUGUUGAAGUCUCUUCCGGUGGGAGUCGGUCAGAUAUAUGGCUGUGAUAACCCGUGGACAGGGGCCAUUUUCCUGUGUGCCAUUCUGCUUUCCUCCCCACUCAUGUGCCUGCACGCUGCUAUCGGAUCGCUGCUGGGAGUCAUCGCAGGUCUCAGUCUUGCAGCUCCGUUUAAAGACAUCUACUCUGGGCUCUGGGGUUUCAACAGUUCCCUGGCUUGCAUUGCGAUCGGAGGGAUGUUCAUGGCACUCACCUGGCAGACCCAUCUCCUGGCCCUUGCCUGUGCCCUGUUCACUGCCUACUUCGGAGCCUGUAUGACACACCUGAUGGCUGCGGUUCACCUGCCAGCUUGUACCUGGUCCUUCUGCUUGGCCACACUACUCUUUCUCCUGCUGACCACGGAAAAUCCCAAUAUCUACAGGAUGCCCCUCAGCAAAGUUACCUACUCCGAGGAGAACCGCAUCUUCUACCUACAAAACAAGAAAAGGGUGGUGGACAGCCCGCUGUAAGAGCAACUCCACCCAGCCACCGUGGUCACGGGUCAAUUCUAAGCACAGCUCUAGUUGCCUUCUGGGUUCUCCCAAUUGCUUUUCUUCACUUGGAACAGCUCUCGUACUAUCAGGGACUCGUACUUUUGCUUGCUCCAUUCUCCUUCUUGACCGUAUAUUGUCAAUCAUAUGAGAGCGGUGUCCGGGUGAUCUUCUCUGGAAUGGAAUUUAGACCCCACUGUGUGCUGGGGGGUUCGGCAGGAGUAUCACUAAGACUGUAUUCACAGUCAAAAUGCUCCAACGGAGAGAAGAAAUGAAUGCCGCAGCAAUUAUUGUCCUUUAAAGCUACCUUCAGUGUCAGUAUUAACAAUGGAGCUCUGAAAGCCUCGCAGAACUCACAGGCAAAACAGCCCAGCGUGCUCAGAUAGGCCGUGUGCUUUCAGAAUCAGUGCAAGUUCCUCACAGCAACCGUGUCCAACGCCGCAGUGGGGCAGGUUGACCAAAGCGCUGGUCCCCAGCUCACCAGGAGAGUAUGGAUGGUCUCUUCAUGAGGAUGGUUAGGGUGUUUUUCUAAGCUGACUGAGCUGUGGGAAGGACUUUGUUGGUCAAAUUAGUUUUUGCAUUGCCACUCUCGGAGUUUGCAAAAUCUGGUAGAGUUUAUUUAUUCUUUAUGAAAAUAAUAUUUUCCCACUGAUACAUGUUUGUGGCUCGCCAGUUCUUAGACAUUAUCUAAAAUGUGUAAAUGCAUAAAAUACUUAGCAUAGUCGUUUACUUUAAAUAUGUAUGCAUUUUAGUUUGGGGGAAAUGUUUGACAUAGGACCUUGCUAUGUAGCCCAGGCUAGCCUAGAACUGAGCACCCCCCUGUUUCCAUUCCCUAAGCAUCAUUGCUGUAGGUUGGGAGUUUUAAGUGUUUCAAAUAUAAGGCAACUUGUGUCUGUGGCCUUUUCAUGGUUUAAUGAAUUUGAGGGUAUCAUCUGAACACCAGCAGCCAAACCACACUCACAUGGUCUUUUCAAGAGCUUU